This is a messenger RNA of Owenia fusiformis, 4299 nucleotides long. The record is from the annotation of a GenBank genome assembly. NCBI's taxonomy places the organism in Eukaryota, Metazoa, Annelida, Polychaeta, Sabellida, Oweniidae.
AAAAUAUCAUUUUUUUCAAAAAUUGUAACCAUCGAAUAUCACUGAAACCAUCAAAUAUCACUUUUUAAGAAGUGAUAUUCGAUGGUUUGGAAUUUUUGCUAAAACAUGAUAUCUUGAUCCACAUAUCAAAUAUCACUUUACUAUCUUUCAACAUGGGAUAAUAAAAUUUAUUUUAUUGAUGUUUCAGCACAAGCCUAAAUAUGCGGCUGUUGUUAGUGAUGAGUGUGACACUACUCUGUAUUGUGAUGCCACUGCAUGCCCAGAAAGGCAGUGGUGGUAGGGGCGGAGGUGGAAGAGGAGGAAAUGGUGGAGGUGGAAGAGGAGGAAAAGGUGGCCGUCGUACCUCAGUCCCUUCUCAGCCAUCAACCCCUGGUACAACUCCUGAGGAAAUUGUGACAACCACUGUAAAAAUUGUGACAACCACUGAAGAAAUUGUGACAACCCAGCCUUUAACUACUGGUACAACUCCUGAAGAAAUUGUGACAACCACUGAUGAAAUUAUCACAAUCCCUGAGGAAAUUGAGACAACCCCUAAAGAAAUUGUGACAACCACUGAUGAAAUUGUCACAACUCCAGAGGAAAUUGAGACAACCCCUGAGGAAAUUGUGACAACCACUGAUGAAAUUGUCACAACCCCUGAAUCUACAACCAGUGGACCAUCAUUUCCCCAACUUACAUCAGCACAAGUUACUGCAAUGAAGGACUCUAUCAAUGUACUUCUUGAUGCUAAUGCCAAUGUUGAUGGGAAUGGACCGAACCUGAUAGCUGGCCUCGUUCGACUUGCCUUCCAUGACUGCGUAGGUGGAUGUGAUGGUUGUAUUAAUUUGGACAAUCCUGAAAAUGUAGGUCUAGAUGAAUAUAUCAAUAUGAUAGAUGAAGCUUUUAUUGUCUACAGUGAUAUUAUAAGUCGCGCUGAUUUCUGGGCACUGGCUUCGAUCACUGCCAAUGAAAGAGCUGCUGAGGAUUGCAGACCACGUGGCAGAUGCACUCCAAGUAUUCCAAUGAUUGAGUUCCAAACAGGACGUAGAGAUUGUGCCACAUCUCCCCUUUCUUCUGCUGAGCAUAUAUUCCCAGAUCCCCAUGGAGGUCUGGACCCAACAGAGUCAUUCUUUGCAAGUGUGUUUGGUUUUAAUCGACGGGAAAGUGUCGCCAUCCUUGGUGCCCAUACUCUUGGUAGAGCACGUCGUCAAAACUCUGGCUUCCGUAAUCCAUGGGUCGGUCGUGAGAGAACUUUGGACAAUGAUUACUAUCGGGAACUUCUUAAUAUUGAUCGGAACUGGAAUCAAGUUGAUGUUGCCAAUGGAAGAAAUGGUGGUCCUAAAUGGCAAUGGGUACAUGGAGAUGGGAGACGAUUAAUGUUAAAUGCUGACAUGUGCCUUUUCAAGGAGAUGGAACUCUCAUCUGGAACUGGCGAGUCGGGUUGCCCAUACAGUGGAACCAAUGCUUGUCCCAAUUCUGCUGCGGCAGGUAUUGUGCAAGAAUUCGCCAACGACAAUGCCCUCUGGAUUCAAGAAUAUGGCGCUGCUUUCCAAAAAAUGAUUGCAACUGGUUAUACCUCUGAUGACUUCACACCUAUUGCACUUGAAGUUCCAGUUGAUAAUGGUAGUGGGGAUAACCCUGGAGUGGAUGAUCCCAUUAAUCCUAUAGGGAUCAAUCCUAUAUUUGAAGAUGAUAUCGUCUGAUUAAAUGAUGAAAAAAAUAGAUAUUUAAUCUAAUAUUGCAUGACCUAGAUUUGGGAUUACGGAGGAAUCAUCAUUUCAAGGGACCAAUGCUGGGAUAUGUCAUGCCGUUCUGAACUGAGUUUGGUGCAAAAUUUUAAACAUUUUGUGAAGAGAAUAAAAUAAUUGAAUUAAAAUAAUAAAUUAGAAAUUAAGAUUGCUUGAACUCAUCACUGUGCCUUAUUAUGAACACUGACAGAUACCACUCAUUUACCCCAAAAUCUUGUCUGCACAUUAAUAGUGAUACCAUAUAUUAAUAAUAUUAAGGAAUUAUUCAUUAUAUCCUACAAUUGAAUAAAUAAUUGCAUAUUUUGCUAUGCUUAGCUUGCUAUAUAGGUAAUGGGUGGCAUAUGUUGAUAUGCAAAGUAUACUAUACAGGAAAUGCAAGACAAGGGGCCAAUAUUGUUCACUCUAUCCCCUGUUUUUGGUUCAGCUUAUUUGUUUGAAUUUGCCUUCUCAACAGUAUAACAGGACAUAGUGAUAAAUAUUGCACUGGAAGAGCUGCCUUGUAAAUCAGCCAACACAUGCAAUAUCCUGGUCCAAUCUUGGCUGAUUUUGCAGCUUAGUAUAAAACAUUUCAAUAAUGAAUUUAUAACAAUCAUGUGCAUUAUAAGUACAAGAUGACAACUCUAACUUUUCAAGUAAUGAUAAUAAAGAUGGGAUGUAAUUUUUUAUUUAUUUUAUUAUUUGAUAAUGUUUUUAUAACAUGAUACUGCAUAACACAUCACAUAUAGCAAUUAAAAAAUUUCUACAAAAUAUGUACAAAACAAGAUUAACCACAUGAUGCACUCCUAGAUAGGCCUAUACAAAUCGUGAUAUCGCUUGACAUAACAUCUCAUUUCAUUAACUCUGACAAGACUUACUGAGCUUUUAAGAUAUUAGGGAGGUUAAGUUAGCACUCUUUUGAAGAAUAUGUGCAUUAUAUGUGUUAAAUUAUGAUCCUCUAAGCACUGUUUUCACCCUACUGGUUUUAGUUGCCCGAUUGAGUGUAUGAUGGUUUGAGGAAAAUAGUCGUAAUAAGGUUCCCGUUUGAACCAAUUAGAGAGGGGGACAACAAUUCCCAAGGGUCAUAAUUUUACAUGUUUACAUUCAAGUUCUCGCAAAUGCGCAUUAACUUAAUCUUUCUAUUAUAUCACAUGUAAACUUAACAAGUUCGCUAAUCUGUCAAACAGAGUGUUUUGAGAUCAACAUAAAUAGAGAUAAGGUAUAUAGUACUAAGAUACCAACAUGCAUUCUGAUCGACUUCCAUCCUAAAAACAUUUGCACCAAGUCUGUACUCUCACUUUAAAAAUCAUACUUCCUAUUACAGAUACACAUUUUUCAAAUAAAUAAAAUAUAGACAUAUGUUACAGAUAUCUUACACAAAAUACAUGUAAAAUUGAUCUUAACACAAUUAGAUAGAUGUUACUUUUUUUGUUAAAAAACUAAAACAUUUCAUACUAUUUAAAAGUACAAAGCAUCAAUGACUAGACUAGCUAUAUACUGUAGUUGAUACUAAUGUCCCUUAAAUUCAAACACUGGAGACUAAUAUGGCUAGAUUAUCUACAAUUAUAAAUCUGAUUUAUAUGUCAAUAGCUUAAUGUUUUGUCCAGAAGCAGGGAACAACUGGUGGAAUUGGAACAUGUUUCAAGGAUGAAAAUGCACAGUAUAUACAGUUAUAUGCAUACAAUGUACCUUAAAAUCAUAUGUUACACAAAGAAAUCUUAAAAUUAAGAGACAUUAACUUAAUGUAACCACAGGGCUAAUGAGCUGUCCAGGACAGAGAUAUGAAAAUGUUGAUCCUCAACGAUAUAUAGUUCCAAAGCACUGGAAACUAUGUCAUCAAAAGUAUCAUUAUUGAACAUUUUAAGUAUCAAGAGACUGGAUACAUCUUAAUGUUUCUAUAUAAUCCAAUUACUGCAGUUCUCCUUUGUUACUGUCCUUGAUAUCCAUACUGCUGUUGAUACCCAUACUCAUCCUGCAUAUUUCCAUUCACAUAUCCUUUACCUCCAUCAUUACCAUAUAUGGGGUUGCCAUAGUUAUCAACUGGCUGCCCAUAUUCAUCUACUGGUUGGCCAUCCAUGAUGAAUCCCAUGUUGGAUUCGGGACGCUGAUAUGGGUCAUAGUCAUCGCCGUAGCUGAAAUAGAACAACACUUAUAAUUUCUCUACUGUAAUACUCACAGUCAGUUCUUGCUGGUCAACAGGUUGUAGCUAGAGUUGGAUGAAUCAUAAUGCUACACUUGGAACACAUGUUUAAAAGCCUAGCAAACGUGUAUUCCAGCCAUGGCUGUGUAUGAGUAAUAUCACCAGAUUCAAUAGGGAGUUGAAGAAAAACAUUGCAAGCUUAAACUCCCUAUUAUCAUAUAUUGAAAAGAUUAUGUCUACAAAAUAAAAAAUAUACAAAAUUUUGAAAUCAUUAUGAAUCGCUGAUUUGUAUGCAUUGUUAAAAAACAAAAGGUGAUAGCUGUGACCAUUGUUCUAGUUUCAACUCACCCUGCAUCAUUAUAAGAUCCGUUAGGAGGCAUCAUAGCCCCAUUAUAGCCAUCAUGCUCCAGGUACUCUGGGGUAACAUUGCCCUCCAACAUACCACCAUCAUAACCA